AUGUUAUUGUUUCGUCGUAAGAAAAAAUAUAAAUAUCAUGACAUUUUAUUGACAGUUGAAUCUACUGAUGAUUUUGGAUAUCAUUCAGAGUGUCUAAAAAAAAUUACAGUUCUGAAGCAAAAAGAUAAAGAAGAAUUCGAAGAUUUUUGCAAAACACAAGCUAUCCCGAGCCUCCCUUCAGGUCUUCAUGAACAAACUAUUCCUGCUGUAAACUGUGAUCUAGAAGAAUCAAGGGCUACAUUAAACGAUCAACCGACUACACUUUCAGUAGACGAACAGCUUAGUACGACUGCUUUAAACGAGCAGCCUAGUACAUCUGCGCAGGAGGAUGAUCAUUCUCAGUGUAUUCAAAAUUUGUCAUCUGCUGGUACAAUAUCCCAGCAAGCUAAUUCAUCAACAAUUAUAAAUAAAAAGUCAGCCUGCCUUUUUUGUGAUCAUGUUGAGAAAAAAGUUGGUAAGAGACGAACUUAUGUAACAUUCCCGCGAUCAGAAGCAACGGUUGAAACAAUAAAAUCAAUGGCCGGGAAAUCGAAUGACUCAAAACUAUUAGCGAAACUAGAAAGCCCUCAAUCUAUUGCUUAUCAUUCGACUUGUUUGUCAUCGUAUCAGAUUUCACUGAAACGAAAAUAUGAGGAACAUCCAGAGCCAGGAUAUUGGCACAAAAAUCGCCAAUUUCACCAGUUAGCAUUCAAUGCAAUUUCGGAAAUAAUAAAGGCGGAAAUUAUUGAGAAAAAUCGCGUUAUGUAUCUUACUGAUUUGUUAUUUCAGUAUAAAUCAUUGCUGUUGGAAUUUGCUGAAGGUCAAGUACGCGCUGAAGAUUUACAGGAAUAUCGUGCUGAAAACUUAGAAAAUAAAAUUAUAAAAGCUUUUGGCGAUCGAAUUACUGUAGAGUCAUCCAUGGGGACACCAAAAAGGAAAAUUGUCUAUCAGUAUGACAUGAACACGUCACGAUUAGUUAGUGAAAUAGCUAAGUUAGAAUCAAAUGAGAAGAAUCGAUGCAGAGAUGUCGCUUACGAAUUGCGAAACUGUAUAACAUCUGUAGGAAGUACGAAGCUGCCAGAUGAAGAUAUUAUUCUCGGAGAGUGUAAUAUUCCAGAACAACUUUUUAAUUUCGUGUGCGACUUAGUUCAAGGACCAGAUACUCGUCGUAAAAAUUCAAGUGACGACUUAGGUGCCAUAUACGUGCCAGUAGCUGACCACAAUCCAUUAAGAGCGGGCCCAAUGGCAGAAGAGACAACAACUCAAGCGGCAGCAGUUCAGGCAACACCGUAUCCUAAUUAUGAAACCAUACAGACCGUCUUGAGGAAUGUCGCUGUGAAUAGAACUAACGAAAUGGAUUGGCUCGCAGUUGAAGCCGUCACUCUGAACGUUAAAGGGGCUUCGGUUAAAGCCUGCCGAACCAUGAAUUGCGACAGUACGUGUAGAAGACACUCUUGCCAACAAUCAAGAAAUGGAGCAUAUAUAAAGACAAUCCCAUAUUGGGAACAAAAUCAACAAUCUGAAUACGGCGCUCAAGGUCCUGGAUUCGGUGGGCCUGGUGGGCCUGGUGGGCCUGGUGGGCCUGGUGGGCCCGGUUGGCCUGGUGGGCCUGGUGGACGUGGAGGACCCGGUAGACCCGGUGGCCGUUCAAGAUCUGAUGACUACGAAUCUUAUGACUAA
Messenger RNA from Arctia plantaginis, 1659 nucleotides. The record is from the annotation of a GenBank genome assembly. NCBI's taxonomy places the organism in Eukaryota, Metazoa, Arthropoda, Insecta, Lepidoptera, Erebidae.